AUCCAGGGAAAACAGGGCCCGUUACCCUUCUCGGAGCUGGUAAGCCAGCGUGCAGGCAGGUGCUGGGGCGCUGGGCCCUCCGGGAGAGGGACUCCGAUGCUGGCAGAUGCCACCCACCUUGCAUGUUCUUGCCACCUGGUUACCCAGAGGCCCUGCCUCUGCCCCUGCGGAGUCUGGGCCCGAGCAUUCCCAAGUCACCCGCUGUCCUGCGGUCGUCAGGCUGAUAACAUGGGGAAGAGGGGGAUUCAGGUAAACAGACUCCGAUGGAGAAGCUGAGCCAAGAGAAGCCGAGCUGAUGGACAGGACGCUGGAAUGGGAAGGCGCCAGGGCCCUCAGAGGAAGGCUUCGCUCACGUCUACGUGAACAACCAAGAUGAUUCUGGAAUGUAGACUAUCUGACUGACAUCGGCACGGCGUGCUCCCCAACCUUGCUUGCGAUCUUUUUCAUGAGGAAAACAGAUUUAACAUUGAACCUCCACCGUUAGAGUCCUGUCCCUAAUCUGUCUGAUGACUUCAGCUAUGACUCCACGUCUUCCAUGGAUGACUAUGAGAACUUAAACUUGUUGGACUUCUUCUGUAAGAAAAACAACGUCAGGGAGUUUGCGAGCCACUUCCUCCCGCCCCUGUACUGGCUGGUGUUCAUCGUGGGCACCGUGGGCAACAGUCUGGUCAUCCUCGUCUACUGGUACUGCACCAGGGUGAAGACCAUGACGGACAUGUUCCUGCUGAAUCUGGCCAUCGCUGACCUUCUCUUUCUGGCCACUCUUCCCUUCUGGGCCAUCGCCGCUGCCGACCAGUGGAAAUUCCAGACCUUCAUGUGCAAAGCGGUCAACAGCAUGUACAAGAUGAACUUCUACAGCUGUGGGCUGCUGAUCAUGUGCAUCAGCGUGGACAGGUAUAUCGCCAUUGCCCAGGCCACGCGAGCGCAGACCUGGAGGCAGAAAAGGCUUCUAUACAGCAAAAUGGUUUGCAUUGUCGUCUGGGUGAUGGCGGCCGCUCUCUGCAUCCCAGAGAUCCUGUACAGCCAACUCAAGAGGGAUUCUAACAUCACCAUCUGCACCAUGGUGUACCCUCGUGAUGAGAGUACCACGUCGAAGUCGGUCGUCUUGACCCUGAAGGUGAUCCUGGGGUUCUUCCUUCCCUUUGUGGUCAUGGCUUGCUGCUACACCAUCAUCAUUCACACUCUGACCCAAGCCAAGAAGUCUUCCAAGCACAAGGCCCUGAAGGUGACCAUCUCCGUCCUUACUGUCUUUGUCUUAUCUCAGUUCCCCUACAACUGCAUCCUGUUGGUGCAGACCAUCGACGCCUUCGCCCGGUUCAUCUCGAGCUGUGCCGUUUCCAUCAACCUUGACAUCUGCUUCCAGGUCACGCAGACCAUUGCCUUCUUCCACAGCUGCCUGAACCCAGUCCUCUACGUGUUUGUGGGCGAGAGAUUCCGCCGGGAUCUUGUGAAGACCCUGAAGAACCUGGGCUGCAUCAGCCAGGCUCAGUGGGCCUCCUUUGCCAGAAGAGAGGGCAGCUUGAAGAUGUCCUCGGUGCUGCUGGAGACAACCUCAGGGGCUCUGUCCUUGUGAGGGACCGUCUCGCAGGGGUGGAUGGUCCCUUUGGAAGUGACAAUAAAUACAGAUACAGCUUCCCCACUGAUGGGACCAGAGGGACACCACAGAAGAAAGAGGAAGUGAGAGAGAGACACCUCAGAAAGGAAUAAUUGGAACAUUAUUAGUUUGAGUCAGAAUUCGCCAAGCCA
Molecule: messenger RNA, 1746 nt
Organism: Myotis lucifugus (little brown bat)
Lineage: Eukaryota; Metazoa; Chordata; Mammalia; Chiroptera; Vespertilionidae
Gene: CCR9
Product: C-C motif chemokine receptor 9
Exons: 2
Coding region: 536-1573 (345 amino acids)
Biological process (GO): G protein-coupled receptor signaling pathway; chemotaxis; immune response
Cellular component (GO): membrane
Molecular function (GO): C-C chemokine receptor activity
Source: RefSeq, a predicted model, not a curated record